Venturia canescens is the source of this 3535-nucleotide messenger RNA. Its product is annotated as transcription termination factor 2-like. Gene Ontology annotation, molecular function: ATP-dependent chromatin remodeler activity; ATP binding. Gene Ontology annotation, cellular component: nucleus. NCBI's taxonomy places the organism in Eukaryota, Metazoa, Arthropoda, Insecta, Hymenoptera, Ichneumonidae. The record is from RefSeq and is a predicted model, not a curated record. Gene Ontology annotation, biological process: DNA repair. Bases 142 to 3165 code for a protein of 1007 amino acids. The transcript has 12 exons.
GUCUGAGCCCAGUGCUCACGUGAACAUGAAAGGACGCAGGACGCUCUGACAAGUUGAGACGUGUCACGGAGUAGCAUCGUUUGAGUAAUCUCAUCGUUUUUCGAUAUUUUGAAUCCAUUUCGUCGUUAUCCUUAAAAAAAAAUGGCAAAAUUUCGUAAUUCAUGGCACAAGUCUUCGGACGAUGAAGAUAGUGAAAGUUUUAUCAUACUAAGCGACGAAGAAGACUACGAAAAGAUCGUUAUACCGGAAAGCUCGGAUAAUGAGACAGACAACAAUGAAAGCACAAAAUCCGAAUCUGCUACUGGCAGAAUCACACCAUUGAUUCAUAAAGCAAUUCGUAGAAGCCUUCAUCAUUUUAAGGAACCGUCCGAUGAAACAGAGAAUAUAAGUACAGAAGAUCUCACCAACCCACCUACAUUAAAGAGUAAAAAUUCACCACGAUCAAAGAUCACCCCUUACAAAGGCUACAAUUAUUCUGUAGAUUCUUCCGAUGAGGAGCAAGAUAUAAGUACUGAAAUGAAAACACACUCAACUACAUCAAGUGAACGAGAAACCUCAUCAAAUCUCGUUGACAAUUAUAUCCAGAUCCCAGAAAAUCACAAGCGUUCUAAACACUAUACCGAUUCUGAAAUGGAUGACUCAAUUGUUAGAGUUAGACCUAAACCCAAACGUAUACAUCAUUUGGAAAAUUCAAGUGAAUCAGAUGAUGAUCCUCUUGAAAGUCACGUAAUCAGUACGGAUGAAGACGACGUUUUAAUUGAGAGUUCAGUUAAUUCGGCGAUAAAGAACAAGACAGAUGAAUCACAACAUUCGAUCGAUAGCGUUCAUUUAGAAUCGUCUAGCGAAAAUUUCAGCUCAUCAGAAAAUUCUAUAGAAUGUGAUCUUGCAAUGUCCAUUGCUAUCGAGGAGUCAAAAAAUUCGAGUCUCAGUCCUAAACUUGCACAACGAAAAGCAUAUCUUGAAGCCCAGUUACAUCAAGUGGAUAAACAACUAACCAAAUCAAAAAUGUUGCUUAAUUCUGGAAAGCUUGGAGCACUCCCCGAUAAGGGUGAAAAGAUUCGAGAAAACAUAAAAAUACAAGAAACUGAGCUGACGCGUAUACAGAGCCAGCUGCAGCGUAUUGAAAGUAAAGCAAAAAGAUCGAGUGCUAAAUUACUUCGUACGCAGGAAGUUAAAAAGUCGCUUUUCAAAGAGGGAACUUUAGAAAUUGACCCGACGUUUUUGAAACCUACAACAUCGUCUCAGCAAAUUGAUCUUGGUAAAAAGGCCCUCGAGACUUUUCAAAAAGAGCAAGAACUAACUGUGGACAGACUCAAAGAUCUUCAUGGAUCUCUAGUGUCUCGUCCGGAGGAAAACCAGCUCGCCGAAGACCCGAGAGGACUCAAGGUGAAACUAAUGCCCCAUCAAAAGUAUGCUCUCACAUGGCUAUUAUGGCGAGAAAAACAAAAUCCAGCCGGUGGUGUAUUAGCUGACGACAUGGGCUUAGGAAAAACUUUGACGAUGAUUUCGCUAGUGGUUGCUGCAAACCAAAUAAAAGAUGCUGCUGAUGACAGUGAUGACGAAAACGAAAAUUGGCUAUCGAGUGCUCGAACUCGGCGACAUUUGGGUGGAACACUUGUCGUCGCUCCGGCGUCGUUGGUGGCUCAGUGGCAAUCGGAAGCAAAAAAUCGUUGCAAAAGCGGAUUACUUACCGUCGAGCUUUUUCAUGGAAAUAACCGCGAAUCAAAUCCAAAACGGUUAGCAAGGAAUGAUAUGGUCGUUACUACAUACAAUAUCUUAUCCAGAGAGUUUAAAACUUCCGGAGUUCCCUAUAAGAUCCAUUGGAAACGUGUGAUUCUUGACGAAGCCCACAUAAUCCGAAAUCACAAGAGUCAAACAUGUGAGGCAGUCUGCGGCUUAAAUGCCUCAAAAAGAUGGGUUCUCACAGGAACACCUGUACACAAUAAAGAAAUGGACUUGUUCUCACUGCUCAAAUUCUUAAAGUGUUCACCCUUUGAUGAUGUUCGCGUGUGGAAGCGAUGGGUCGACAACAAAAAUGUAGCUGGCUCAGAGAGGUUAUCAACAGUAAUGAAAACUAUCAUGCUACGUCGAACCAAGCAGGAACUGCAAGAGAAUGGUUCUCUGGACGUAUUACCCGAAAAAUCUAUUGAAACGAUCGAAGUUAAACUCGAUCCUGACGAGCGACUUGUCUAUGAUAAAGUCCUCGUGUUUUCCAGAACCUUGUUUGCACAAUUCCUUGCACAACGAGCCGAAAAGGCCCACAUGCAGGAACUCGGGACUGGAAUGUACGAUAAACCUUCUUGGCAGACGAACUACAAAGACACCCAAUUCACGAAGGCUCAAAAAAAGUUACUGUCGAUGCAUGCAGACGUCGCUGCCCAUGAGAUUCUUGUUCUCUUGUUACGCUUACGGCAGCUAUGCUGUCAUCCUUCAUUGAUUCACGCCAUGCUCGAUCAGCAAGACAUUGAAGAAAAUGGUUUGCAUGGCGUGGAAAAUCCGACAGGACUGGCCACCCGAUUAGCAGACAUGUCUCUGCAUGACGAUGAGGGCGAGGAUGAAGGCGAGAUAGGUGUCGACGAAAGAGUCGCCGAGCACCUAUUAACAUCUAGCAACCCAGUUUUCGAUCGUUGUCGUCAAAGUUCCAAGCUGAAAGUGGUUAUGGAAAAAAUUCAAGAAAUCGUUACGGACAACGACGAUAAGCUCAUUGUUGUGUCUCAAUGGACCAGCGUGCUUGAACUUAUCGCUGAUAAUCUUAAACACCUGAAAAAGGUUUCGUAUCGAAUGUUCACGGGUAAAGUCCCAGUGAAAGAUAGACAGGGUAUCGUGGAUGACUUCAAUGCUCGACAUUCGAAAACGAACGUACUCCUCCUGUCGUUGACAGCUGGCGGAGUCGGAUUGAAUUUAGUUGGAGCCAACCAUUUGUUGCUAUUGGAUAUCCAUUGGAAUCCACAACUUGAGAACCAGGCGCAAGAUCGCAUCUAUAGAUUUGGACAGAAAAAAGACGUGUACAUUUACAAAUAUAUAUGCUCUGACACGAUCGAGGAGCGAAUCAAAGCGCUCCAAGAGCACAAGUUGGCAAUCGCGGACAGUCUUCUAAGUGGUAGUGGAAAAGCUGGAGCCUCUAAGCUUUCACUCGAUGAAAUGAAAAUGCUUUUCGGUAUUUAGUUAUAAAUAACACCUUUGACUCUUUUUUUAAAUUUUACUCACGAGACUCUUGGCCAACAUAAUUCGUUUAAACAAUGCUAUUUUACUACCUAACAAUGAAACUAUAGGUCGCUCCUUUCGUCAUACUUGACAUGUAAAUAAGCGAUAAAAAGUAUCGUUUGCAUUGUUAAAUUGAGUAUUUAUAUAUUUUAUCUUCAUUGAUAUUAGUUUUAUUUGUCUCUAGUUAUGUUUACUUUGGGAACUUAUCUACUGUCCCGACAAUUCAGACAGUUACUGCUGUGCCACAUUCCGUAUGAAAAGUAAAAGCCCUGAGAUAAAAAAAAAUAACUAUAAGUCCUGAGAUAAAAUAAAAAUAUGCCAAAAUAUAUAA